AUGGAGCUUUUAAAGGGACCAUAUUCUGAUGGCAAGCACCGAGACAACACUCCCUAUGGGGAAUAUGGAGGCUGGUACAAGGCCUGCAAAGUCAACAGCCCCACAGUGAACACCACCCUGAGGAACUUGGGGGCCCUCUAUCGCAGACAGGGCAAACUGGAGGCAGCUGAGACUCUGGAGGAGUGCGCCGUCCGGUCCCGUAAACAGGGCCUGGACCCGAGCCGUGUGGUGGAGAUCCUGAGGGAUUCGGAGGGCGAGAGGCGGAGGAGCCGUGACAGUCUGACCAGCGUUAAGUAUGAGAGCGGCUCUGAGACCGGAGAGGAAGUGAGUAUGGGCGUCGAGUGGAACGGGGAUGGCAGCGGUGCUCUUCAGCGCAGUGGUUCUCUGGGAAAGUUGAGAGACGUCCUGAGGCGCAGCAGUGAACUUUUAGUGAAGAAACUCCAAGGCAACGGGCCGCCUGAGCCACGAAACACCAACAUGAAAAGAGCCGCUUCACUGAAUUAUUUGAACAAGACCAGCGACGACUCAUUCCCGCCUCGAGGGAGCGGGAACUUCAGGGAGAGCAGAGGCCUGAGCUCCAGCACGGUGGACCUCUACACAGGAAACUAAGCGGUGCAUUUUAUUAUGAGCUUUUAGCAUCGACGAGGCACCAACUUCAACACUACCAGACAUAAUAACUCCUAUGGAUCAACAAAAUCAGACCCAAAGACUUUUCCUUUCAACGACCCAAAGAUAUGACAGCGAUACGAACCAUGCUGUUUUUGUUUGUACUUUUUAUGAAAAUAUAUACAGCACUGUGCUAAAAAAAUAAGAUAUUCUUGAUUUUAAAAAGGCAGUGAACAAAGAAAAGUGUGCCAAUGUGCGAAAAUGACCUAUGCCACCGUAAUGAUCUUAAAAAUAAUGCCCAAACUUGGACUUAAACUUCUGUUCAGUCCAUGAAUCAUGAAUAUCAGUGGUCAUACAUCGAAAAAAUAUAUAAAAGUGUAAAGUUUUAGUGAGCAGGUGUUCUUUGGAAUCACAAGAAUUUGAUUUUAUUUUUUAACUUUGCGUUGCUCUUUUGAAAAUCUUCCAAAUUGCACAGUACUAUGUCAUAACUUUGCCAUUUUUUUGUCCGUUAUCUAUCCGUGUUUAUUUGUGUAGCUCAUUUUAUAAAGAAGUUUGAUCAUCGGUGACAUCAGGACAUGGCCUAGUUUAAAAUACCUCCUCAAGUUUUCAGGAAAUUUUGUCUUGCACUUUCACUUUGUUUGGUGAAACCUGUUGCCAUAACUACAAUGCUGGGUUAUUUCCUCUGUGUAUUUUAACUUUUGGUGUUUUGUCUUCCUAAAACACUUUUCUCCUUGUGCCAUUUUGUUGUUCUAGCUGUGAAGAUUUUUGCUUUAAGUUGAUAUUCAAUCUGCAAAUGUAAAAAUAAGAAAACUUGGCUGGACACAUUUUAAGUUGCUGUAAUUAGUAUUUUUAAUUGUUUUUUGCCUGUUGAGAUUUUACGGUGAUGGUAAAGCUUUGUGAUAACAGGGUUGAAAGGUUUUCCUACUGACAUGAUUUUGGUUCAUGUGACUUGUAGCUUGUUGUACAACACUAUUUGAAAUUAGUCUGCUGCUUCAACGGUUUCUCUUAUUACAGAGAGCAAAACGUGAUUAAUUUAGCUCAUAAUUUUAGUGUACAUAGAUCAUAAUGAUACUGACAUUGGUCACUUAAUUUGACCUGAUUUUUUUGUAAAUAAAUUAAACGUUUGGUGCCAUUUGUGAUUUGAGCACAACCACAUAUCAUGUUUACAGCAACUAGGAAAACACGUCUUUAUUGUGGUAGAUGUAGUGGAUAUUUGCACAGUUAAAUGGACGGACCUUGAGUUUUAGAUAAGCUUAAAACUGGAAAAUUGUGUUUUAAUUUUGUUAAAGAUGCCAAUUGUUCUCACUUUUAUUUGUGAUAUGUUUAGUAGGAGUUUCUAGCAGUUUGUUCAUUCACUUGUUUUUUUUUAGUUAGUGGUUUAAUCAUGACUCAUUUACAUAUGUACCGCUUUCUAAUCAUGAUCAAGGAAUAAAAAAUUAUUUGGUUGUCAA
Boleophthalmus pectinirostris (great blue-spotted mudskipper) is the source of this 2057-nucleotide messenger RNA. Its product is annotated as kinesin light chain 2-like. The transcript has 7 exons. Bases 1 to 609 code for a protein of 202 amino acids. Gene Ontology annotation, biological process: microtubule-based movement. Lineage: Eukaryota; Metazoa; Chordata; Actinopteri; Gobiiformes; Gobiidae. Gene Ontology annotation, cellular component: cytoplasm; kinesin complex; membrane-bounded organelle. Gene Ontology annotation, molecular function: kinesin binding. The record is from RefSeq and is a predicted model, not a curated record.